CUAAAAUGAUGACGUAAUCGUCAUCUUCCGUGAUUUCGACUUUAUACGUACACAUAUAGGGUGAACUUUGUAUCAGAUUAGGUCCCUAUCACACGCUGGAAGAAAUGCGGCGAAUUACCUCAACCUUGUGUUAUAAGUUUAAAGGCAAACAAUAGAUACGGUCAACUUAAAAUUUGAAUUUCUUCCAUGGCCGAAAAACUCCCUUAUCGCCUCUCUUAUUUGAAAUCCUGAAGUACCUAAUGUGACACCUUAUAACUCGCGUAUGCGCUUUGUAUUUCUGUAUUACGGCUUCGCUUUGAUCGGUUCAGUGUAAAAAACACAACUCCCUCGUAACAUAAACCGACGGUAUAAACAGCCAACUUUGUUUUUUUUUGCAUUACCACACUAGAUCAAGGGCAAGUAUUAUUUAUAAUUUUUGCUCGUUUUGUAACUGUUUAACAAAAUAUUUGUCAUGUAAGCUUUUUUUGCUUGGGGACACGGUGCUGCAAAACGACCUAUUUUCAGUCACAGUUCAUCCAGUUGUCCAACCGAGUGUGUAUUUUUUCAAACAAAAAAGAAUGUCGAAAGUGCAGUUAGCAUACAUUUUGAUCUGUGUUGUUUUUGGGACCAGAGCAGAUGAAGUACCAAGCUCUGUGGAUAUUCAUCAAGGGGCUGUGGGUCUGCCGCGUACAGAUAUCCACGUUGCCGACAUCACUACCAAAGUAGAAGACACCCCCGUCAAACCAGAGGAUUCACCAUCAGUUCAAGGUCAUGCAGUUGUCACAGAAAAAUCUGAACACCCUAAGAUAGAAACCAGAGUGCUUGAAGCUGAAACAAUUGCAGCUCAGGAAAAAUCAGACGUAACUACUUCUGAAGAUGCCAAGACAGAGCAAGUGCAACCUGCUAAAAUGGAAGCCAGGAUACUCACCAACCAUAUAACUGUUGAUGGAGAUUUAAUGGGACUAACCAAUGAGAAAGCAGAAGAAGUGGAAGAAGGUCCGGUACCAUGCACCUGUGGGGUGUUCCUCAGCGGUCAAUUCAAAAAAGGGCACAAGACGGAACCAAAGGGCGAACCCAUCCUGAUGCAGGAAAUGGACGCACCCUUUGCCAACAAUGCGGUGGGAAGCAGGCAGUGUACCAGCAAAUGCAUCGAAACGAUUGUGAAGCACUUGCCGAAAAGUAACGAGAUUGUAUGCGCUUCAGUCGACAGAGACAACAUAUACAGAGAAAGGGCAUACCUUUUCAUCAAAAACUACAGCGAUAGGUGGCAACACACCAACUUGUCAGCGGGAAGAGAAUUUUGCUGCAGAAAUAACACGCCUUAUAAAUGUCAUUAAACUAAUGAAUAAAUUUCAAUGAAA
Messenger RNA from Acanthoscelides obtectus, 1340 nucleotides. NCBI's taxonomy places the organism in Eukaryota, Metazoa, Arthropoda, Insecta, Coleoptera, Chrysomelidae. The record is from the annotation of a GenBank genome assembly.